This is a messenger RNA of Iphiclides podalirius (scarce swallowtail), 201 nucleotides long. NCBI's taxonomy places the organism in Eukaryota, Metazoa, Arthropoda, Insecta, Lepidoptera, Papilionidae. The record is from the annotation of a GenBank genome assembly.
AUGGGAAAAAGACACGUUCGGAUCAAGUUUGCACAUUCCAUUGGUCCGCCUAUUGAUUUAAACAAGUUGGAUUCGAGGUCGAAUCCCUUGUUGUCAGAAGAACCCAAGGAACAAAAUAAUAAUAACUUACUGAGUGUAGCAGGAGGACAAGCUACUAAGAGUGCCGCUGCUAAUGGCACAGCGAAACCUAGUAAGCAAAGA